Molecule: messenger RNA, 5183 nt
Organism: Camelus dromedarius (Arabian camel)
Lineage: Eukaryota; Metazoa; Chordata; Mammalia; Artiodactyla; Camelidae
Gene: CFAP70
Product: cilia and flagella associated protein 70
Exons: 27
Coding region: 1477-4920 (1147 amino acids)
Biological process (GO): cilium assembly; cilium movement
Cellular component (GO): extracellular exosome; motile cilium
Molecular function (GO): protein binding
Source: RefSeq, a predicted model, not a curated record
GCGUCUGCGGCUGUCUCAGGUAAGACAGCUAUCACUCCUUAGAAAACAGUCCCUUCCACGUCUCACCACUCCCGCCCUCGGCGCCCACACCCCGUUACCUCAGUCUCUUCUCCCUCAGCUUCGGCCAGACUGAAACGCACGGACCGCAUCCCUCCACCGCCGUACUCCGGUACAGACCUCCACGGCCCCGACCCCCCUAGGCUGGGACGACCCCGCCAAGCCCAGGCCUCCCACUUUGCGCCGAGAUCCCCCGAAGUAAGCGCAGACUGCGCACCUGUCCCCAGACCACCCCCAGUCACGUUGUCUCCUUCAUCUAACCUGCAGUUUCUUGUGACUGACUGCCCUAACCAUCACUUGUAACUAGCCAGAUUCCUUGCACUAAUUGUUCAACAAAUACGCCUCUAACGCCACUUAGGGACAAGGCAUGGUGCUAGGCACUCAGGGGCUGCAAAAAUGUGACAGAUUACUUGUUUUUAAGGGAAUAGUUCAGCAUUCAGGAAAAGUAGUGCAUAUUAAUAACACCAUUUGUGCGGUGCUUCAUAGGUUAAGCAGUUUUACUGUUUUAGUGAAUAUUUUCAACAAAUGUGAAAUAGGCGUAAGUUAUAUUAUCCAUUUUAUAGAAAGUGAAACUAAGGCUCAGAGAUGUUAGGCAUUUAUCAGCCUAGUGAAGACCUAAUUCAUGUACUACUACUGAAAAGGAAAGAAGUAGAGUGAUGCAGAAGGUCAUUUCAAAUGUAAAAUUGAUAAGAAAGUUGUUAGGGUCACUUAGGCCCUAAAUGAACCUGGAGACAUAGUGUUGAACAAGUGAUCUGAGACUUUAGGUAACGGAAAGUGAGGGAGUCGCUGGGGAGAGGCAGAAUACUUAUAAACCCUGGGAACGGCAAGAUACCUCCUUUUUUGUUCCAUCAGUCAGAUACACUUAGCGGGGUAAAUCCUGAGUAAAUGUUUGAAGCAUUAAGUUCCACUUUGAAUUGUUAGAAAACAUGACUUUUUUUCCCCCCUUAACAGCUAUACAGUUUAUUUUUGAAAUUGUAUCCUUAGUGUUGUAAAAUAAUUUGAAAAUAUCUUUGACUAAAUAAGACAUAUGUUAGGAAUUUUUCCAGUGGACUAACUAUUCUGUGUGGCUGCUGCUUUCCUGUUUUUAAAAUAUAUUUUUCUAAAACCGAGAGAUAAGUAACACUUGAGGGGAGAUUUGCACAUCAAAAAAAAAAAAAAAGUAGCUACCAAAAAACAUUGUGAAGAAUGUGGGGGAUGUGAGUUGGGGGUAUGGCAUUCCUAUCCUCUGUCUUGCUAUAAUUUGUGCUUAAUGGUUUAGUUACAUAUAUAAGGAUCUUAUUAGCACUAACCAGUGAAAUCACCCUUGUAACUAGCUCUGCCUACCUGGCAACAAAGGUUGGAAAGGGCACAAAACAAUACUGGACUAGAACAUUUCUCCCCUGGUAUUGGUUAUGAUGUAAUGUGAGUACUUGUGCAGCUAUGUUAUAUGAGAGGACAGGUUCACUCAUUAUGUUCACAGAGAUCAAAGAAGACCAGAGAGACUGCCUGAGAGUCGGUAUGGAACAAGUGUCAACAGGCAGACCCGUGCAGAUCACUGUGACAGAUGGAUAUGACUUGAAGGGUUUUAAAGGAGAUACUCCAGUUACCUUUAUUCGUGCAGAAUUCAAUCAGGUAGUUCUGGGAGACUCUGCAAAAAUUACUAUUUCUCCAGAAGGAACUGCAAAAUACAACUUCACUAGCAGUUUUGAGUUCAAUCCUGAAGGAGGAAUCACUUUAGAAGACCUCGCCCAUAAACCUGUGUUCUUAACUAUGACUGAAGUUCUACCAAAGGAAAAGAAACAGAAAGAGGAGAAAACCUUAAUUCUUGGUCAAGCAGUGGUGGACCUUCUUCCUUUACUGGAAGGAGAGAGUUCAUUUGAAAUGAUGGUCCCAUUGCACCCUGUGCCGGGCUCCCCCUUAGAAUCUCUUCGAUCAGGUGUUAAGUGCAGUCUCGAAGUUAAAGUAUUUGUUGCGGAGCCCUUAUUGACCCCAGCCCAGAUCUCAGGAGGCAAUCUUCUGAAGGUCACAUUGGAGGCUGCCUACUCUGUGCCUGAAUCUUUCAUUCCAACAGGGCCACUGCAGAACUACAUGGUUGGUCUGCAAGUUCCAUCAGCUGGAGAGAAAGACUAUCCCAUUUUCUUCAAGAAUGGAACUCUGAAGCUUGGAGGAGAACGAGAACCUGUUCCUCGGCCCAAAAAAUGGCCUAUUGCCAACAUUCUGGCUCCAGGAGCUAAUAACAUUCCUGAUGCGUUCAUCAUUGGCGGGCCAUAUGAUGAAGAAGAAGGAGAACUCAACCACCCUGAGGACAGGGAAUUUAGGAACCAAGCAGAGUGCAUGAAGAAAAGGAUUACUUGGGACUUGGAAAGUCGCUGCUACCUUGAUCCUCCUACAGUGGUCAGUUUUCAGAAGCGAAUUGCUGAUUGCCGGUUUUGGCCUGUAGAGAUCACAAGAAUUCCUCUGGUUAGUGUACCCAAAGGGAAAGCUGCUAAAUUUGAAAAGACUGAUGAUGAAGGUCAGCUUUCAUUUCAUGGUGUGGCUUAUGUUAAUAUGGUGCCAUUGCUGUAUCCAGGUGUGAAGAGAAUUCGGGGAGCUUUUCAUGUUUACCCUUACCUUAAUAGUACAGUGUAUGAAAAGACCAAGUGUUUACUUAGCUUGUUCCGAGAUGCUGGCCAUCAUUUGAUUCAGAAUAAUAAAAUAGGAGGAAUUAAUUCUCCACUGCCCAAACAAGUUGCUUCUAAGAACCUGAAAGAAGAUAAAGCAGUCAAAGAAAAGGAUAUGGAAGGAAAGUCUAGGCCUGGAGAUGUGCAAGCAUCUAGCAUAAAAUCUCAGAGCUCAGAUACUCCUUUGGAAAUUGAACCUUCUCUAUGCAACAAUCCAGAAGGACAGCAAUAUGUAGAAGCAGGGACAUACAUUGUGUUGGAGAUUCAGCUGGACAAAGCCUUGGUUCCGAAGCGCAUGCCAGAGGAGCUAGCCAGAAGGGUCAAGGAAAUGAUUCCUCCAAGGCCACCUCUUACCCGUCGGACAGGAGGAGCUCAGAAGGCAAUGAGUGACUACCACAUGCAGAUCAAGAACAUUUCUAGAGCCAUUCUGGAUGAGUAUCACAGGAUGUUUGGAAAACAGGUAGCCAAACUGGGGAGUGAUAUGGAUAGUGAAACCCUGGAGGAGCAGAAGUGCCAGCUCAACUAUGAACUUAAUUGCUCUGGGAAAUAUUUUGCUUUCAAAGAACAACUCAAGCAUGCUGUGGUAAAGAUUGUGAGAGAGAAGUACUUGAAGACAUCAUCAUUUGAAAGCCAGGAAGAACUGCAAACAUUUAUUAGUGAGCUCUAUGUGUUCUUGGUAGAUCAGAUGCAUGUGGCCUUAAAUCAGACCAUGCCAGAUGAUGUUCAAGGCACUACUUCAACCAUUUACAUCAGCAGUGAACAGCUUCGACUCUUUGCAUUUGAAGCAGAAGUCAAUGAGAACUUUGAAAUGGCAACAGUGUACUAUGAAGAGAGGUUGGUCCGUGAACCCCAGAACCUGGAGCACUGGCUGGACUAUGGUGCCUUCUGCCUCCUAACUGAAGACAAUAUCAAAGCACAGGAGUGUUUUCGGAAAGCUCUUUCCCUCAACCAGAAUCAUAUCCACAGCUUGUUGCUGUGCGGUGUCCUGGCUGUCCUGAUGGAGAACUAUGAGCAGGCAGAAAUUUUCUUCGAGGAUGCUACUUGCUUGGAACCAACUAAUGUUGUAGCCUGGACUUUACUUGGCUUGUACUAUGAAAUUCAAAACAAUGAUAUUCGAAUGGAAAUGGCAUUUCAUGAAGCCUUCAAACAGCUUCAGGCACGAGUAUUUCAGGCACAAGUAACAACGCAGAGGAGCACUGGGACUGUGGAGUAUGUUGAAGAAGGAGGGAAAGCAGAAUCCAGUUUAGGCCCUUGGGGAAUUACUAGUGGUUCUUCUACAGCAGCAACCAAGGUGGAAGCCCCAGCAGGGCUGGGAGCUCCAUUAUCCAUUCUGGAUGAAUUUCUUGAUGAAUCCUCUAACCUGCAGUCUGAUUCACAUGAACCCAUGUUGUCUGUACAAUCUCAGGAUCCAAAUACCAGCCAAAAACCAUCCAACACAUUUUUCAAGGGGAUACCAACAAAAAAAGAAGCAUCAAAAUGUCAAGAGUCAUUGACUUGUCUGCAUCCCACUCCUUAUAGUGUUUCCCAGACUCCUACCACCAUCUUCAUGGAGACCAUACACUUCUUGAUGAAGGUCAAUGCUGUGCAGUAUGUACACAGAGUACUUGCACAUGAGCUAUUAUGCCCUCAAGGAGGCCCAAGCUGUGAGUAUUACUUGGUGCUGGCCCAGAUACACCUUCUCAAGAAGGACUUUGCUAAAGCAGAGGAAUGCCUUCAACAAGCAGCCCAGGUGGACUACCUGAACCCCAACGUCUGGGGCUUGAAGGGUCAUCUCUAUUUUCUGAGUGGAAAUCAUGCUGAAGCCAAGGCAUGCUAUGAGCGAACCAUUAGUUUUGUCGCGGAUGCUUCUGAGAUGCACUUCAUCUUCCUGCGACUGGGGCACAUAUACCUGGAAGAGAAAGAGUACGAAAAGGCAAAGAAAACCUAUAUGCAAGCCUGUAAGAGAUCGCCUUCAUGCCUUACGUGGCUCGGACUAGGAAUUGCCUGUUAUCGGCUGGAGGAGCUCACAGAGGCUGAGGAUGCUCUCUCUGAAGCCAACGCGCUAAACAACUACAAUGCUGAAGUAUGGGCAUAUCUGGCUCUGGUCUGCCUGAAAGCUGGACGGCAACUAGAAGCUGAGCAGGCCUACAAGUACACAAUGAAGCUAAAAUUGAAAGAUGAGAAUCUGCUUGCAGAGAUCCACAUGGUACAAGAAGCAGUUGGCUUUGGAAAUCCAUCUUUCUAAUAUCCGUCCACCUGAAGACUUUUCUGUAUGGGGCUCUGAGCUCCUUUCCUUCCCAGAGAAAUUAAAUCCUGGAUGUCUCACCUUAUGAGGACUGGGGAGAAAGAAAAAAGAAUCUUCAAAAAGAAAAAGAGGAUCUUCAACAUAAAUUGAAACCCACUUAUUUAUUUCUAUUGGCUAUCUUACUGAAUGUCUGUGCUAUUGGAUGUUUUACUGGUUAAUAGUAAACUGGAUGGUAAUAAAGUGUAAAUAAGAGGUUCAGAAUU